AGCAUCCCGAGACACUGGAUAGUGUUGGAUUCUUACCAACUAAAAAACCCCCAUUUUGGAACUGCAAGUUUUCAGAAGUUUCUUCUUUGAAACUUGUGGUUCCGUCUAAGAAUGCGUCAGAUCCGGCAUCCGUAUGCCAUCACAUCACAUUCUCUCCACACUAGCCGCUUGCUAGAAUGGGCAUCUUAACCAUAGAGAAAGUAAAAUUAUUAUUAUAUUAUUAUUAAACAAUUAUUUUACUUAUUCUAUGGUCUUAACUAACUAACCAGAGACAAGUAACUUGUGAGCUCUGUUGUGAGUAACUUGUCUCUGUCUGUAACUAACUAGUAAAUAGAAGUUUGUUUUGAUUAACGUAACCUCAAACUAACUUGCGCAUGUCAUUUAAGCAAGGAGCCGAUUGCGAUAUAUGCGCUAGUUCUAACCAUAAGCCUUGUUCUAUGGUUCUAACCUACUCGUCUUUAUCUAUGGAUCUAACCUGGUUUAUUAUGAUUAAAACAAAACAGAGUUUCGGUUUUUACAGCAGCAAAACUACUUUUUACUUUUUAAGUCCUAUGGUUUAGUUCAUAAUGUAACACAUGAUAUGUUUCUUCAACUAAUUAAUCUCAAAAUACAAGGAAGAAAACUUCGUAAAAUUCUAAUUUUCUGCAUAGUUAUUGGGGCCUGCAUGUCAGCUGUGCUAUUGAAUCGACAUUUAAGGCAAAUACAUAAACAAAGUAUUCAAUAAAAAUGCCAUUCACUGCAGACGCAGUUGCUGCACAACAAGUACAAGAAAGACUAAAGUCUUUAUUUACCAUAGUUCAGGAUAUUGAAAAGAAAAGGAAUAUUUGUGAGCAAAGUAUAAAUACCUUGCAAAGAUAUAGCAAUGAUGAUAAAGGACAGAAUAUUCAGAAAACGAAGUCACUUAUUAAAACUGCAAUGACUCAGACUGAAGCAGAAAGGGAUGUAAUUGAGAAAGCUUUGCAAAAAAUCCAUGAAAUUAGGCACAUAAAAAAUGAGAGAAGAAUUCAGGCUCGAAUAUCUGCUGCUAACAAUGAGUCAAUUCGGAUUGGAACUUGGAUGAAAAUGUUGCAAAGUUCAGCUCAAACUUUGCCACUAUUUGUCGGAAAAUUAGGAGAGAAGGCUCCUCCAUUAUGUGGUGCAAUACCUGCAGAGAGAAGCUAUAUUGCGAAAGUGGGAGAGAUGGUUGCUGCUUUAGUUCCUGGAAAGGGAGAUGAGAAGAUAUGGAUUUUGGCAGAAGUAGUUUGCUACAGCGUCGGCGCUGCUAAGUAUGAAGUUGAUGAUAUAUUAAAAGAGCAAAAUCAAAAAGGAAGACAUUCGCUAAGCAAAAGUAGAGUUAUACCGUUACCGCUGAUGCGGGCUAAUCCUGAUACUAAUCCGGAAGCCCUUUUCCAACACAGAACAUUGGUUAUGGCGCUUUUUCCUCAAACAACUUGUUUCUACAAAGCGCUAAUCAAUAAACCUCCAACCAGUCAUUUAGACGAAUAUGAAGUGUUAUUUGAAGAUCCAUCUUACCCGGAAGGAUUCAGUCCGCCUCUAAGCGUCGCGCAACGUUAUAUUAUUCCCUGCAAACAGAAUAACCGAGGAAGUUCUACUGUGGCUGCCACUUUGCCAGUUGACGAAGAGAGUGAUAGCGAAUCGGACGCAGCUUUGUCCAGAUAGACCAAACUUAAGAUAUAAUUGAUAUAUUUGUUUAACCUAGAUAUACAGGGUGUGCCGUAAGCACGUGAUUAAAAGGGUACUGCGAUAUUCUUUG
Dendroctonus ponderosae (mountain pine beetle) is the source of this 1753-nucleotide messenger RNA. RefSeq names its product SAGA-associated factor 29 (gene Sgf29). The coding region runs from base 727 to 1659 and encodes 310 amino acids. Gene Ontology annotation, cellular component: SAGA complex. The record is from RefSeq and is a predicted model, not a curated record. Lineage: Eukaryota; Metazoa; Arthropoda; Insecta; Coleoptera; Curculionidae. The transcript is spliced from 6 exons.